Messenger RNA from Acanthosepion pharaonis, 1446 nucleotides. The record is from the annotation of a GenBank genome assembly. Lineage: Eukaryota; Metazoa; Mollusca; Cephalopoda; Sepiida; Sepiidae.
AUGCAUUUGACUUUUGUAAUUUUCCAUUAUCCAUUCUUCCUUUUUCAUUCUUUAUUUCAUCCUUUUUCUCCUCUUUCUCUGACACCUUUUUAUCUGUUUAGUCGCUUAGUCUCUCUUUUUGUUCAUCUCCCUUUCUUUCUUUUUUUCCAGCUUUCUUUAAUUAGUCCUCUCUUCAAACUCCGUCUUCUUUUUUCUCUUUCAGCUUCCCUCUCCUUUUCUUCUUAUUUAGUUUACUCUUCUGUUUAUUUCUCUCCUCAGCUUUCUGUUCCUUUUCUUCUCAUCCAGCUUCGUCACCUUUUUCUCUUCUCUUCUAGAAUCCUCUUCUUUUUCUUCUCUGCUUGCUUUCUCUUCAUUUACUUUUCAAGCUUUCUUUUCUCUUUCUUUUUCUCUUCUGGCUUUCCUUUUCUUCUUCUUCUUCUUCUUCUUCGAGCUUACUCUACUUUUAUCUACUUUUAUUCCAGCUCUCCACUUUUUUUUUAUUUUCUUUCAGCUUACUCUCCAUUUUCGCUUCCAAUGUUCGGGCAGUUCAACUAUUUCAUUAAGAGACGGGAACACCUUGUCAAUGACAAUAAGUUUCUUCUUCUUUACACCCUUAUUCUUUUUUACCCCCUCCUCACACUCUUCUUCUUCUUCUUCUUCUUCUUCUUCUUAUUAUUAUUAUUAUUAUUAAAGAUUAUCUUUUUUCUUUCUUUUACCAUUCCCACUUCUUUUUAUAGCUUGGUACAACUUAGAAUAUUUCUUUCUUUCUUUUUCGUUAUCCCUUUCUUUCUCGCUUCCCACGUUCAUUGUCUUUAUACAGGAGUUUUUCUCGAAUGUUCACGACCUUUUCUCCCCUUCCUUCCUUUUUUUCUUAAUCCCCUUCUUUUUCUUGUUUUUCCUUUCUCGUUUUAUGCAGCCUCUUUUUCAUUGUCCCUGACUUUUAUUAUAUUGACUUUCUUUUCCUUUUUCUUUCUUACAUUCUGUCUCCUAUAUAUUUUCUUUCUUUCUUUCUUUCUUUCUUUCUUUCUUUCUUUCUUUCUUUCUUUCUUUCUUUCUUUCUUUCUUUCUUUCUAUUCGUUCUUUUUGUAUUUUGUCUUCCGGUCUGUUUCAGCCGUUUCCCGCCAAAAUAUUAAUUACCCAACAAUUUCACUAUCAAAGUCCUUCACUCACAGCUCAACAGGUACAGUCUGUUUAGGUUCAAUCAUAAUGCUAUAUUUGGAACGCCAUGUCAAUACAGUGCUUUUGUUGUUCUUGUUGCUGCUGCGUCGUCUGUUGAACACAGCGUUUGUUCAUCAAGUGUCAGUAUUGCAUCUAAUCUACAACUGGCAUUUUCUCUCUUUGUCUAUGUCUCUCACCAUUCAUUCAUUAAUUAAUUCAUUCAUAUCUAUCUAUCUAUCUAUCUAUCUAUCUAUCUGGGUUGAGUGUCCCGAUAUCUUGGUUAUGUUAUUUUUCACUCGCACCUCUUAG